Heterobilharzia americana is the source of this 979-nucleotide messenger RNA. The record is from the annotation of a GenBank genome assembly. Lineage: Eukaryota; Metazoa; Platyhelminthes; Trematoda; Strigeidida; Schistosomatidae.
UAUCACUCAUGAAACCAGACAACAUAAAUAAUGACCUAAGAGUUGGUCUCAACUUUAAAACUAUCAUAUGUUUGCAUGAUAACGUAAUUAUUUAGCAGGCUGUUAAUAUUUUGAGGUCAUCUAUGCUGAAAGGAGAAAUCCUGCAUCGAGAAUAAAAUGAGUGAAGUAUACACUGAUACUGUAAAGAUCCAUACAGAAGUGGGCUAUGCUACUGUAAAGUGUGCUCCUAUUACAACUGUCCAAGAAAUUAUUUCAGUAGCUAUGAGAACUAUCUCGUUAACAUCAUCUCCACAGAUUUAUGGACUACAGCUAUCAAGGAAAUUCGAUAAAAGUGAUCCUCACAGACAUAUUUUAUGCAGACACUUGACGCUUUCUAUUUAUUUAUUUCCAACAAAGUUUGAAGAGGCGGCAAGAAAUGAUAGAGCUACUCUGUUUUAUCUUCAUCAACAGACUAGAAAUAUAUAUUAUUCCGGCUUAAAAUAUAUUAAAGAUGUCGAUUUGGCACUUGAAGUUGGGUGUCUCAAUAUAAGAAGUUUUAUGUCCUCUCCGAAGCUGUCUGUCAAAGAAAUAAUCGAAACGGUUGAGAAAGUGAGAGAUAUCUCAACAUUUUUUCCUCCAUGCGUUUUGCAGAACUUCAAGGGCAAGGCGUUCAGAAAGGCUGUGCAAAAUUAUUUGGCAAAGAUAAUUCACUAUUCAGAGGAGGACUGUGCAUUAGAUCUACUAAAUCGUUACCUGGUCCUGCUACAGUUUGAUCGAGAUGUAAUCAAAUGUAGACUUGGGGCAGGAUGGGGUAUUCCAGUGGACUUAAUUAUUGGACCACGUUUUCAGGUAUCUAUAAUUGUUGAAAAUGGCCGCCAGGUAAGCUGUAAUAUAUUCGUCUAGAUACAUAGACUCGAAUAAAUGUUUUCACCUUCAAAAAGACCGAAAAUGCUUACGUUUUGCCACGAAAUCAAUAAUUGUAUCACAUAAUGGCUACUUA